CGGAAUUGCUGUUGCUCUGUUCAGCCUGGCUCGAGGCUGGUUGUCGUCAAUCGCAGAGCCGAGUCCCAAUGCAAGGCUGAUGGUUAUCAUAGUGCACAUAGCGAGCUCCGCCCCCACCCUCGCGGCCCCUUGUCUGUUCUGGGAUUCCAGGGUGCAAAUUACAUAUUGCCCCCAGAGUGCUACGUCUACCCCGGGGGUAAAAGAUUGCGGUUCACGCGUUUGGAUCUUUAAGAUCGAGACGACCAUGAUUAAUUCAGACUUCUAACUGGUUCAUGAUAAGCACGAACGACAAUACAAUCCCAUAAUCCUGACUUCUGUGCUUGCCUUUUGACUACCACCAAGGCAGAGCAGCUCACUCUACUCAUUCUGCUCAGCCAUCUCACCUGAGAAAGCCGACUUGCUCAUUAUCAGAUCGCCACUCGUCCUCAUACGCCAGCCAAGGAGUCGCUCGACAGUCAUUAUGCCAUAUAACACUACAGCGAUCCCGCCUCGGAAGGAGGUAACGGGCCAGACUCAGCUCCCUUUAACGAGAGUGAAGAAGAUCAUUGCCGUAGACCCAGACAUCACGGUGUGCUCCAACAACGCAGCGUUUGUCAUCACGCUAGCAACGGAAAUGUUCAUCCAACAUCUCACCACAGAGGCCCAGAACCUGGCCAAGCUGGAACGCAAACCGCGGAGAAACAUCCAGUACAAAGACAUAGCCAACGCCGUGCUCCACCGCGAUAACCUCGAGUUCCUCGAGGACGUCGUCCCCAAGACCGCCCCUUAUAGGCAGGUCAAGGACCAGGCGGCGGCGACCCGGGCGAAGCUGAAGGGCGGGGAGAAGGAUAAGAAGAAGGCGGGAGAGGACGCCGCGGCGGCGGGCGGCCUGCCCAACGGCAAGAGGCAGAAGUCGGCGGCGACGGCGAACGGGAGCGACGCAAACGGCCGUGGCCCCUCCAGGGCGUUGGGGGACGACGACCCCGGCGCCCAGCUGGAGCUGGAGAUGAGGCAGGCGCAGCAAGGGGACGACGGCGAUGUGGAUAUGACGGGAUGAGGGAGGAGGGUUGGUUGGGUUUCCGAUUUUUAGCGGCAGUCACUCACUCUGCCAUUAUGAUCACUCUGAGAAAUGACGAAUUUGUAAUCCCAAGGCAUUUAUUUAUAAUGCCCCGAUCGAUGGUUGAAAUGGUCGUAUAUAACACGACACUCGUUACUUUGUACAUCAUGAGCCCCAGAUGGCUGGCACAAGGGAGAAAAAGACACCCUAUUUUUAGGUACCACUCCGUAUCCCAAACACCCGAGAACAAAC
Molecule: messenger RNA, 1288 nt
Organism: Phialemonium atrogriseum
Lineage: Eukaryota; Fungi; Ascomycota; Sordariomycetes; Cephalothecales; Cephalothecaceae
Product: histone-fold-containing protein
Exons: 4
Coding region: 461-1036 (191 amino acids)
Biological process (GO): DNA-templated DNA replication
Cellular component (GO): CHRAC; nucleus
Molecular function (GO): protein heterodimerization activity
Source: RefSeq, a predicted model, not a curated record